Messenger RNA from Aspergillus thermomutatus, 1416 nucleotides. RefSeq lists its product as uncharacterized. The record is from RefSeq and is a predicted model, not a curated record. Lineage: Eukaryota; Fungi; Ascomycota; Eurotiomycetes; Eurotiales; Aspergillaceae. The transcript has 2 exons. The coding region runs from base 1 to 1416 and encodes 471 amino acids.
AUGGAAUCCGACGAUGCCUUUCUCGAUGCCUUUCUCGACGCGUGCUUCGCUGGUGAGCUGUUAAAGACCCAGGAAGCCCUCGCCAGCGGGCGACUAACCGCCGACGACCUCAACGAGGGACUCGCUCUCGCGACCCAAAUGGCGCACCCUGAAGUUGUGGCUGCGCUCUUCGACGCUGGCGCUAGUGUGUCGACCUGGACAGUGGAUGCUCUUCCUGGGGGGGGCGAGGUGCCGCAGCACCCGAGUAACAAAUGUGCAGGACUUUUGGGGCUGCAAUCUUUUCACACAAGAUCAGGGGCUCAGGGUCAUAAGUUCCGCAUAAUCGCUGAGCCAUUCCUCUACGCCCAUAUUCAAUGGACAUGGACAAGCUCUCAGAACCCCCCGAUCGCUCAGUUUUUGCGAAGCAUUGUGCACAGGCCCGAGCUCGCCGGUUUUGUCCAUGUUGUGAUCCUCAAUGGGGACAGUUUUGAUCACUGCCAGCAUGGCUAUAGACAGAAAAGACCAAAAAGUCCCAAACUCCCAGUCACUGAAGUUGUCUUGGACGAGCUAGUGAGAUGCAUUGAACGGAUCCAUAUUCCAUAUGCUGAACAAUGGAUCCAAGAGUUGCGCGCCGGAACAAUGGACGCGUUUAUCACACUUUUAUUAUCACAGCUCCCCAAUCUGAGAUGUCUCUACCUAGGCAAGAAUUUUGCCCGAGAGAGCCGCUUCAUGGGCAUGAUGCUCCGUUCGGCCCUCUGCGACGAGUCUCAAGAUAGCCAUCUCCCUUCCUUUACACAUCUACAAGAUGUGUCGGCUGUGUAUCCCGACUUUGAUCGCUACAUUCCCGACUACACGGACGUCAGGAACACGGCAGACAUCCUCCCCCUCUUUUACUUGCCGUCGGUUGAAAGGAUAAGAACCUUAGUCGAUAACCCCACUACUUUCAUGUGGCCUGGGAAAUAUCCACCAAAUCCAUCAAGACUCGCAUCGCUCGACUUGACGAUGUUGCGCGAAGGGCAUCUCGGUCAAGUGUUAUCAGUCACCCAAGGGCUUCGGAAGCUUCAGUGGGAUUGGUACUACUGCCCAGAGCUUGAAGAUCAUUUUGUCACAGAUACUAUCGAUUUAGACCAAAUCGCCGCGGAUCUAUCUCACGUUCAAGAGACUUUGACAGACUUGACUAUUACGGCAGGAUCAGACGCCUUACCAGGGGAUCUCGAACGCCCGGAGCUCACAUUCAGCGGGUCUUUCAAAACUUUUAGCGGACUCCAUAGGCUGAAAAAAUUGGAAGUCCCAAUUCCUUUUCUGCUUGGAUUUUCUCCACGGGCGCCAAAUGUGGUUUGCCUAGAGGAAGCACUUCCAAAAAACAUUGAAUGGCUGACCGUCACUGACGAUCUAUGUUACCAGCAAGAAUGGGAAUGGGAAUGGGAGACUGAAUAG